Messenger RNA from Saccharomyces kudriavzevii IFO 1802, 2208 nucleotides. It is a transcript of the gene DUR3, whose product is annotated as Dur3p. Gene Ontology annotation, molecular function: spermidine transmembrane transporter activity; putrescine transmembrane transporter activity; urea transmembrane transporter activity. The transcript has a single exon. Bases 1 to 2208 code for a protein of 735 amino acids. Gene Ontology annotation, biological process: spermidine transport; putrescine transport; urea transmembrane transport. Gene Ontology annotation, cellular component: plasma membrane. NCBI's taxonomy places the organism in Eukaryota, Fungi, Ascomycota, Saccharomycetes, Saccharomycetales, Saccharomycetaceae. The record is from RefSeq and is a predicted model, not a curated record.
AUGGGUGAAUUCAAACCUCCGCUACCUCAAGGCGCAGGGUACGCUAUUGUGUUAGGUCUGGGAGCUGUUUUUGCAGGAAUGAUGGUUUUGACAACGUAUUUAUUGAAACGUUAUCAAAAGGAAAUAAUAACGGCUGAAGAAUUCAGCACAGCCGGUAGAUCCGUAAAAACUGGUUUAGUAGCUGCGGCUGUGGUAUCCAGUUGGAUUUGGUGCUCAACAUUAUUAACUUCAUCGACAAAGGAAUAUGCAGACGGUAUAUUUGGAGGGUACGCAUAUGCUGCUGGUGCAUGUUUCCAAAUCAUCGCGUUUGCAAUCCUGGCCAUUAAGACCAAGCAAAUGGCUCCCAAUGCGCACACGUAUCUAGAAUUAGUAAGAACAAGAUACGGUAGGAUUGGACAUGGUUGCUAUUUGUUUUACGCUAUUGCAACCAACAUUUUGGUCACUUCUAUGCUUUUAACUUCCGGUUCUGCUGUCUUCAGUGACUUAACCGGGAUGAACACUAUUGCAUCCUGUUUCUUACUACCCGUCGGCGUUGUCGUUUAUACCCUAUUUGGUGGUAUCAAGGCGACCUUUUUGACUGACUAUCUGCACACUUGUGUCAUCAUCGUCAUUGUUCUCAUAUUCGCCUUCAAAGUUUACGCCACUAGUGAUGUUUUAGGGUCACCGGGCAAAGUCUAUGACUUAGUUCGAGAAGCCGCUAAGAGACAUCCAGUGGAUGGUAACUAUCAAGGUGAAUACAUGACCAUGACAUCCAAAUCUGCCGGUAUCUUAUUAAUCAUCAACCUGAUCGGGAAUUUCGGUACCGUUUUCCUAGAUAAUGGUUAUUGGAACAAAGCAAUUUCAGCUAGCCCCGCAGCAAGCUUGAAAGCUUACGCAAUAGGUGGGUUAGCAUGGUUUGCCGUACCUUCUCUUAUCUCAUUGACUAUGGGUUUGGCAUGUAUUGCAGUGGAAACCUCUCCCAAUUUCCCGACAUACCCUGAUCCACUGACUUCGUUUCAGGCAAAUUCUGGGUUAGUCUUACCAGCUGCCGCGAUUACUAUCCUUGGUAAGGGUGGUGCAGUGGCAUCGCUACUGAUGAUCUUCAUGGCCGUCACGUCUGCCAUGUCUGCUGAAUUGAUUGCUGUUUCGUCUGUUUUCACUUAUGAUAUUUAUAGAGAAUAUAUCGAUCCUCGUGCAAGCGGCAAGAAACUGAUUUAUACAUCUCAUUUUGCCUGUAUCUUUUUCGGUCUUGCCAUGAGUGGAUUUUCGGUUGGUUUAUACUACGGUGGUAUUUCUAUGGGUUAUAUUUACGAAAUGAUGGGCAUAAUUAUUAGUAGUGCAGUGCUACCUGUGGUAUUGACUCUAUGUUCUAAGGACAUGAAUUUGAUUGCCGCUGUGGUGUCACCAAUUUUGGGCACCGGAUUGGCUAUAAUGUCAUGGCUGGUCUGUACCAAAUCGCUUUAUAAAGAAUUGACCGUAGAUACAACGUUCAUGGAUUACCCAAUGCUAACAGGCAACUUGGUAGCCUUAUUUUCACCAGUUAUCUUUAUUCCUAUUUUAACUUAUGUUUUUAAACCACAAAAUUUCGACUGGGAAAGAUUUAAGGACAUUAGUAGAGUUGAUGAAACUGAAGAGUUAGUCCAAGCUGAUCCUGACAUUAAACUUUGUGAUGCUGACGUUAACGAUGAGGAGCAACCGGGAGAAACAAACUCCUUCAUUUCAGAUAAUGAAAAAAAUGAUGUAAGGGUAAAUGAUGAAAAAUUGAGUGAACCCAACCUCGGUGUCGUAAUAAGCAAUGCGAUCUUGAAAGAAAAUGAGACCGAAUUGCAGGAAGAAUUAGACGAAGAACAAAGAGAGUUAGCACGUGGUUUGAAAAUCGCCUAUUUUCUAUGUGUUUUCUUCGCCUUGGCAUUUCUAGUGGUUUGGCCCAUGCCCAUGUAUGGUUCCAAAUAUAUCUUUAGUAAGAAAUUCUUCACCGGUUGGGUCGUUGUGAUGAUCAUCUGGCUUUUCUUUAGUGCAUUUGCGGUUUGUAUUUAUCCACUCUGGGAAGGUAGACACGGAAUAUAUACCACAAUGCGCGGGGUAUAUUGGGAUUUAUCUGGUCAAACCCAUAAACUGAGGGAAUGGCAAAACUCCAACCCGCAAGAUCUGCACGUAGUAACAAGCCAGAUUAGUGCACGGCUACAUGGGAAACCAUCCCAUUUUGGACAGGUUGACGAGAUAAUAUAG